Rhincodon typus (whale shark) is the source of this 2285-nucleotide messenger RNA. RefSeq names its product dehydrogenase/reductase (SDR family) X-linked (gene dhrsx). Bases 2 to 985 code for a protein of 327 amino acids. The record is from RefSeq and is a predicted model, not a curated record. The transcript has 7 exons. Gene Ontology annotation, molecular function: oxidoreductase activity. NCBI's taxonomy places the organism in Eukaryota, Metazoa, Chordata, Chondrichthyes, Orectolobiformes, Rhincodontidae.
CAUGUCGCCCGUCUCCUCGUUCCUGUGGACUUACGCCGUGGGGGUGAAGGUGUUGCUCUCCCAGCUGCUCGGACGCAGCUUUUUGCUGCCAGUUCUUGCUCCGCAAAAAGGGAAGGUUGCCAUAGUGACUGGUGGUGCCAAAGGGAUUGGGUAUGAAACCGCAAAACAUCUAUCAAGACUGGGCAUGCAUGUGAUUAUAGCUGGAAAUCACAAAAAUCAGGGACAACUAUCCGUAAGCAGAAUUGUCCAGGAAACUGGGAAUGAGAAAGUGGAGUUUAUGUUCCUAGAGCUUGCUUCAAUGCAGUCCAUACAGCAGUUUGUCCAAAACUUCAAAGCAAAGAAUCUCUUACUCCAUGUUUUGGUAAAUAACGCGGCAGUGAUGCUGGUGCCUCAGAGAAGCACUGCGGAUGGAUUUGAAGAGCACUUUGGUGUGAACUACCUUGGACACUUCUUGCUGACCCGUCUUCUUCUGGAUACCCUGAGGGAAUCGGGGAGCCAUGAUCGUAAUGCUCGAAUUGUCACUGUUUCUUCAGCCACCCAUUAUAUUGGCGAGCUAAACUUCAAUGACUUGCAAAGCAGACUUCAUUAUUCUCCCUAUGGAGCAUAUGCCCAGAGCAAGCUUGCCCUUGUCCUCUUCUCAUAUGAACUGCAGCAGCGCUUGACAGCUGAGGGGAGCUACGUGACGUCAAAUGUAGUGGACCCAGGAGUUGUCAACACUGAUCUCUACAAGCACACCAGCUGGCUCUUCAAACUGUGCAAGUCGUUAACGUCCUGGCUGUUCUUCAAGACUGCAGCCCAGGGAGCUUCCACUGUGAUAUACGCAGCAGUUUCUCCAGACUUGGAAGGAGUGGGAGGUUCCUACCUUGCUAAUGGCCAGAAGACAAAAUCAGCGGACAUUUCGUAUGAUGCAGACCUUCAAAAAAAACUUUGGACCCAAACCUGCAAGCUUGUUGGGAUUCCGGAGUGGCACCAGUCCAAUGUUUGAAGGAAGGAGGAGGCUGUGACACAAAGGCUGAGUGUGCGAGCUAUGUGGUUCUGUCACUUCCUCUCGUUAGGCUGGCACCAGGAAUAACAAGCCUACUCAUGGGAAACUGCAAGCUUAAAACCGAAGCAAAAAUCACAAUGAAUUCAAUUACUCAUGGUGUUUGUGUUCAUCAGGAAACCGAAAACUUAUUUUGGAUGUUCGGUUUAAUUCAGUAUAUUGACAAAAUUUCCAAGUUGAUAAUAUAUGAUUAUACGAAACAUGUCAAACUGUUCAGAUUUAGAGAGAGAGAAAGAUAUAUACAUAUAUGCACUUUGGUACUGCGGUGUUCCAGUACUUAAUUACUACCUGUAGAGGCCACUGGUGGUCUAUAUAAUUAUUUUGCUUACGCUAAAGAGAUACCUUUUGUUAGACACCAUCAGUUGAGAUAAAAAGUCCUACCAGAAUAAUGACCCAUCCUUCUGUCUGAGCUGCUCAUCAGUCUGCUUCCUAUCUUUUCAAGAUGUAGGUUUCCAGAUUUGCACAUUUCCAUUACCAUCUGGCUACUUCAUCAGUUUCUGAUGGCUGAAGCCAGUACUGCAAUAAUUAUUUUUAAAAACCUAUCUGAUUCAUCAAUGGCCUAUAAGAAAGGAAACCGCCACCCUUACCUGGUCUGGCCUACAUGUGACUCCAGACCCACAGCAAUGUGAUUGACUCUUAACUGCCUCUAGACAAUAAGUGCUGCCUUAGCCAGUGAUACCCAAAGCCCCUGAACAUUUUUUUAAAAUUGCACUAGCCCUACAGACACUGUUGUUAAGAGAAUAGAUAGUCUGCAGUGAGUAAACUCCCCUUCCCCAAAGCCUUUCCAAAAUCUGUAAGGCACAAGCCAGGAGUGCAUGAGAACACUCCACACUUGCCUGGGGUCUAACUUGAACAACACUUAAGAAGCUUAAUGAUGUCCUGAACAAACUUCCCCAUUUCACAGGUACCCCAUCCACACUACCUUAAUUUCCUCCACCAAUGGUGCACUUUGCUGUUCACGUGCGCCAUUGACGAGAUACACUGCAGGAACCCAUCAAGGUAACUUCGAUCACAUUACUCAAACCUGCAAUCCCUACUAUUAGGAACGACGAAGGCAGCAGUCUCAAGGAAAUGGUGUUAAAUUUCCCCUGUAGUAUACACUCUAUCCUGACUUCUUCAUUGUUUGGCCAAACUCCUGGACUCAUUUCCUAACAGCACAGUAGGUGUACCCAUCACCACAUGGAUUGCAUUAAGAGAUAGUAAGAACUGCCGAUGCUGGAGUCAGAGAUAACACAGUGUGGAG